AUGGACGAAGGGAUGGUGUCGCUGAAAUUUCAGAAGAGACUCGCCGCCGGCAUCCUCCAGUGCGGCAGAGGCAAGGUCUGGCUAGCCAAUGGAGUAAACAAAAUCUCCAUGACUGAUUUUCGUCAAAACACAAGAAAGCUGGUCAAGGACGGGUUCAUCAUCAGGAAACCUUCCAAGAUUUACUCAAAGUCUCGUGCUCGCUGGAUGAAGGAGGCCAAACGAAAGGAGCCUCCACCGCACCAAACCCGCCAUCAAACUGUCGCACUCGGAGGAGCUGCCACCACUUCACCAAAUAUACAGCUUCAUCAUCGCAGGGCUUUCACGUAG
This is a messenger RNA of Coffea arabica (coffee), 327 nucleotides long. The record is from RefSeq and is a predicted model, not a curated record. Lineage: Eukaryota; Viridiplantae; Streptophyta; Magnoliopsida; Gentianales; Rubiaceae.